Messenger RNA from Lodderomyces oxycetoniae, 1983 nucleotides. RefSeq lists its product as uncharacterized. Bases 1 to 1983 code for a protein of 660 amino acids. Gene Ontology annotation, molecular function: transmembrane transporter activity. The transcript has a single exon. The record is from RefSeq and is a predicted model, not a curated record. Gene Ontology annotation, cellular component: membrane. Gene Ontology annotation, biological process: transmembrane transport. NCBI's taxonomy places the organism in Eukaryota, Fungi, Ascomycota, Pichiomycetes, Serinales, Debaryomycetaceae.
AUGGCUAGAGAACUAACAGAGGAUGAUCCACUAUUGCCGGCUACACAUUCGGAUGAGCCGAGUUUUGGUUCAAACUUAGUAGUUGAUAUCCAGGACCAGCCGUUGUUACAUUUGGAGGAGGCGGCAAACGAUGUUUACGAAGCAGUGAUUGAAAAUGAACAAGAAUACGAUGAAGAUGAACACAAUGAAGACGUCAUUUGGUUACGGGAACAGCGUGUGUUGAACAAAAGCACACAUUGGCUAAAGAGACCAAGUGUGCUCAUGAUCGCAACCAUAACCUUUUUAUUGGCAUUCGCCUCCUCAAGUGCAGAGUCAACUAGGCAACUAUUAACUUUGAAAUUGGCAUGCAAUGCUCUUGGUGCAGAUAAAUGUACCAAGGAAUCGGCACAAGUGCUAAUGUCCAAUUUGCAAUUGGGCUACAGUAUUUCAGGAGCUAUCAUAAUGCUCAUAUCCUCGGGGAAAGUAGCUCCUUUGAGUGAUUUGUAUGGCAGGAAAAUAUUCAUUGUAGCUGUUGUCGCGUGUUUCUUUGUAGGUCGAGUACUGAAGUUGCUAGUCAUGUCCCAUUUCAACAGUUUGCAGUUUUAUCCCAUGAUCGCUUGUGAUGUUGUAUCGAACUUGUGUGGUGGAAUAAUGGCAUUGAUUGCAUUGAGUAAUUGCUACAUAUCUGACGUUGUUGAGCCUCACCAAAGAAUUUACUCCUUGGGCAUUAGUAUAGCUGCUAUGUUUGUUGGAUUGAGUAUUGGGCCAUUGAUUGGCAAUGCAGUAAUUUCAUUGACAACAAGAUUUAACGCUACCGUAGACAUUGCAAGUCACGAGUUUAUCCCCUUGCGGUUCGAAGUGGUGAUCAUUUUGCUUGAUUUGUUGCUUGCAAUUUUCAUCUUACCAGAAUCACGAUCAGAAAAAGCCAGGAAAAAAUCAAGGUCAAUUUCAAGGUCCCUGAGCCGAAGCAGUUUUCUUGGUGAAACCACCACCACCACCACCACCACCACCAACAACAACAACAACAACAACAACAACAACAACAUUAAUAACGAGCAAUCUUCAAAAUUCUCAACAUUUUUAGCUCAAAUCAAUUUCUUCAAGCCAUUGAAAUUGCUUUACUUACCUCGCGAAUUUGUCAGCCAUGCAAACAGACAGACCAUAGGUCGCGAUAGAUUUGCGAUACUUGUUUUGGUUUUAAUAGAUUGUGUCAUGAUGACAUUGGCAUUGGCAUUAGGUGAGAUUUUUGUACUUUUUGGUAUCUACAGUUACAAUUGGAACCAAAGUGAUUUGGGCCAGUUUCUAGCGAUUACAUGUUCCAGUAAAGCAGUUGUUUUGAUUGUUUUAUCCCCGAUUAUAAGUCAUAAAGUAUUGCAACAUGGAUUUGGAUUUAAGGUGUUCAAAAAGAGAUUUGAUAUGGUUGAUUUUUCAAUGUGUCUACUCGGCUUGGUAUGUGAGGUAAUUGGCUUUUUUGGAUUUAGCUUGGCUCCAACAACUCAAGUUUUUUUCAUAUUUACUGUCUUUUGUGGGUUUGGCUCCUUGAUUAGUCCAUCUAUUGGCUCAGCAAUUAUUAAGUUUUAUCCAGAAGCUAAAAUUGGAGAAGUUUUUGGAGCCAUGUCUUUAUUGAAAAAUCUAUUUGCAUUAGUGGCACCUAUUUUCUACUUGACAAUUUAUAAAUAUUCUUUGAGUCAGUGGCAUCGUCCAGGAAUCGUGUUUAUUGUUACAGGAUCAAUAUUGUUUUUUUGCAUGCUCAUGUUGAUCUCAGUGAAACAGGUACUUCGAUUAAACAAGGAUUCAGACAUCCCUUCAUUAUCCAGAAACAAUAUCAACUUUGACUCGGAGAUAGAAGAACCAACUCUGUCACAAGAAUCACAAUUACCACCACCACCACCACCACCACUACUAUCAAGUCCAGAACAAAUGCGCCGCUCUUCUGGUCAGCGCAGUAGCUUUAGUGAUUUGCAUAGGAACAACAGCUUUAUUCAAAAGGAGCAGAGCGGUUGA